AUGACGGACCGCAGCCGCCCACCCCCUCGUCCAAGGCAAGCAACACCGCCUCGCCCACCGCGCAACCCGGAGCGCACCCCCGAGAAGACGGUCACCCCAGCGCAGAAGGCAUACAUCGUGACGCGCACCGCCUGGGCCUGGCGCGACGUCCUUGUCGCCGGACCGCCUUACAAGGCUUUCGGCCGGCGGUAUCCGCCCGAGGUCGACGUCGCGACCUUUGCCGAGCUCCUGAUCCAGGAGCUGCUCGAGGCUCUUGGGGAGCCCGACGUGCCCUACGAUGCGGGGGUGGAUGAGAACCUGGAUGCGCUGCGGGACGCGAUCAUCGAGCACCGGUACGAGGAUAUCGCCGAGCUCGCGUUCGAGCUGGGGCUGCCUAAUCCCAGUGGGCUGGGCUGGGCGCGGUCAGUCAGUGGGGCGGCGAGUGCGAGUGCGAGCACGCCGGCUUAG
Messenger RNA from Vanrija pseudolonga, 447 nucleotides. RefSeq lists its product as uncharacterized. The coding region runs from base 1 to 447 and encodes 148 amino acids. The transcript has 2 exons. NCBI's taxonomy places the organism in Eukaryota, Fungi, Basidiomycota, Tremellomycetes, Trichosporonales, Trichosporonaceae. The record is from RefSeq and is a predicted model, not a curated record.